AUGAUAGAUUUUCUAAAAUUUUAAGGUAUUUUUAGUAGUUAAUGUUGAAAAGUUGUAUACUUUUAAGAAACAUUAAUUGAAAAUAUUUGAAUUGGUUGAAUACUAUUGGUUGAUAUUUAUUGGAAAUGUAUAGUAAAAUAAAUAAAAAAUUCAAUUGUAAAAAGUUAAUUGUUUUCUUAAUAUGCGUGAAUACUCUAGAAAAUCCUUCUUUCAGGACCAGAAAGGGUAAUAAACAGAUGUCUGAGACGACGCCAUAGACAACUCAUCAACAUAACGUUUAUUUAUGAGUACAACGACUCGAAAAUAAGCACACUGACGUGUUACGGCCAAAUUCUAUAUAAAUAUGUUCACAUUAUAUACUAUUUUAUGAGUUUUUAAUAUAAAACUCACAUACCGGAUUCCACAGAUUAUACAAAGGCUCUAUAUAGAAGGACAAUUUGCAAAAAAAUCACUAAUGUUUAGCCAAUUUUAUUUUUACUUAAUUUUAUUUUAAAUUUUUUAUUUUUUAUGUGUUAUUUUGAAUAAAAAUGUCUUUUAAUGUUAAUUAACGGUAUCUUUAUAUAUCUAUCAACCACAUUUAUAUACUUUUACAUAUACAUAUAUGUGCACAUUGACGUAAGCACAUAUAUAACUAAAUCUUCGCUACAUGUGAGGAUUCUAAAUUUCUUGAAAGUUGAAAUAUUAUUUUUAAUACUUCCUUUCACCAUCGACCAAAUUGUACAUAAAUAAAAAAAUUUCUUCAACUAAUAUCUAGAUUUGAUUUGAUUUUGCAUGCGUUUAGAAAUUAUAAUAUAAAACCAUUGGUUCGACAUCAGAACUCUCUAAAAUUCAUCUAACAUGAAAUCAAACAAAUAAUAAUAGUUUUUGGUUAUCACCGGAAAAAUUAAAAUCCUCAAUCAUUUUAACCGAACAAACCAAAAUAAAUAUGGAUUUAGAAUGGUGGUUAUAAUUUUAAGAGAUUAAAAACAAAAACAACCUAAAAUCAAACCGAUAUCCAGAUUAAAUAGAUUUCAUGUCUUCUUAUCUUAAAAUAAUAAAAUUAAUAAUCUCAUUCUACGCGAGACGCGUGUUAUUACCUAGCAGUUUAGUAAUCGUGCAGCCUCCAUUAACUAAGCCGUACAUAUAGCUAAAUGUACACCAAAUAACCCUUCUCUCCCAAGAAGCCAUCUUACUUCGCCUCGAAACUAUCUCCAAGAGGACCAAGGCUAAGUAUUAAAUUACCAGUUUUAUAGUUCUCAUCUUAUGAUUUUAUCCUAUCAAAGAUUCAAAACCCUUAAACCUGUCUCCCCCAAGAAGCAACAGUGAGUGCACGCUUACGAGGCAGUUGCUCCCCCACACUUCCUCCACUCUCCAACCUACACGUGUCACACCCUUUCCACAUGCACAAACUCACACACAAAUUCAUGCAUGCGUAUAUAAUACAUUCUUAUUGUUAGAGCCUUAGAGGAAAGAAGAGAGAGAUAUGGAGAGAACAGAAGCCUUGACGUCAUCGUUUAUAUGGAGGCCAAACGCAAACGCAGAGAUAACUCUGAGCUGUCCAAGAUGUGGAUCCUCCAACACGAAGUUUUGUUACUACAACAACUAUAGCCUCACUCAGCCACGCUACUUCUGCAAAGGCUGCCGCAGAUAUUGGACCAAAGGUGGCUCCCUCCGGAACGUGCCCGUAGGCGGUGGCUGCCGCAAAUCCCGCCGUCCCAAAUCCUCCUCGGGUAACACUAAAACCGGCCUAACCGCUAACUCUUACAAUUCCGGUGGUGGCGCACCAAACAUAGAUCUUGCUCUUGUUUACGCCAAUUUCUUGAACCCAAAGCCUGACGAACACAAACUUCAAGAAAACUGCGACACAGAUUUUCUAGUCGAUGAACCUGCCGGCGCUUCGAUGGAACCCUUAUGGAGUAUGGACAUCGAUCAUGGACAUCAUCAUCAUCACUAUGAACAUCAGGUGGAACGCAUUGUGGAGGAAUGUGGUUACAAUGGGUUGCCUCCAUUUCCUGGUGAAGAGCUUAUGUCUAUUGACACUAGUGGUGUUUGGUCUGAUGCUUUAUUGAAUGGUCAUAACCAUGUAGACGUUGGUGGUGUGACUCCGGCUCAGAUUGUUCAGGAUCCGGUGGUUCAUUUUGCUGACGAAUCCAGUGACUCCACCAACCUCUUGUUUGGAAGUUGGAGCCGUUUUGAUUUCUCAGUCGAUGGAUGAUCUUUAUUUACAUAAAAGUUUGUAUUGUACUUAUUAUACAUACAUACACAAUUAUAUGAAUAUAUUAUGGAUCAUUUAUGUAAAUAAGAAAGUCCAUAAUUUAAGUACAAAUUUAAGGGGUAAUAUGUAUACAUAGGCUAUCCUUUUUUGUGCUGUGAUUCUCGACCUAUGUAUAUGAUGCUAUAAUUAGUCGUUAUCAAGAUUUGCCCAAGAAGCCCACGUGGGAGGUCCUAAUCUUUGGAUUCGACUGAGAUUUGCUUGUUACUUAAACUUAUAAUUCACUGAAAGUGAGACGCACGUGUGAGACUUGUAGUAUCUCUGGCCUUUGUGUGUGUCCUUGUAGAUCCUUCUCUAAAAGAGAGUGUCAGAGAAAGAGCAUAUAUGUUCCUACUUAUCCUAAUCUUAUAUUAUUAUUUCGGCUUUAAGUCAAUGCCAUCCAUUGAAAAGAUUAAUGUGCAUGAUUCAUACGAUUUUUAACCUUACAAACAUAUUCAUUGAAAUAUAUUAUUGCUAACAUAUUUUUCGAGAUGUGUCAUGUAUAUGGAGAUCCAACACAUCUAUGUUGAUAAUGUAAAAUGUAACACCAUAACCAACUCGUUACCCUAGUCGUGACUAGUCAGAUAAUCUUAUUCAACAUGUGACUUGUCACUUAUCACAAGUUGGCCCGACUAGCUAACUCGUGAUUUAUCAAGGAUAUUAGUCCGUCGUCUACAUGUGAGAUCUAAUCCUAUAGGGAUUGGAAAUUUUAUUGCUCUUAUCAUGCGAUAACUCAUAUGAGUACGUACGUAGGGAAAUUAAAAGAAGAAAUAAAUUUAAAAGAGAGAAAAGAAGAAGAGAAUUUAUAGAUUUGGUGAACAAUAGUAGAGGAAAUUACGCAAGUUGUAUUAAGAGGUAAAUAAGUUAACUUGGAAAGUUGUCUUCAGAGGAAAGUUGUUUAAUGUUGAGCUUCUUGCGUCACACACGUUCUCAUACAUCUCCACUUGAUCCAAGAAAAUAGUAAACUCUUAUGACUAUGAAAAAGAGUCAUACGUUUAAAUUUAUUUUUAGACGAUAAACGAUAUUAUCAAAUAUUGCCUACCAACUGACCAUGCCUGCUCAAAGUGAGAGAAGAGUUCUUGUUAUCUGUAUAUAAAUAGUAAGCAUCGAAAGGAUAUUUUAGUUAAAAAGAUAACAUCUUUUUAUCAUUUGAUUUACCAUAUUCAUAAGAAACAUUUGACCUUUCAUCUGAUCAUAUCAUGAUCUUAUCAUAUUAUAUGCAGUAGUGGCCCUGACUUUUAAAGAACCAGAAGCUAUUUGGCAAGAAAAGGCUGCAGUUACCAUAGGCAUAGGUCGAACUCAUGACCUUGGGGAAUAUAGCUUUAUUUUUUUACCACUAGACUAAAGAGAUAUUAAUCAAAUUGGGGCCGAAAAUAAUCUAUAUUGUUCAAAGGCCGGAAGCCCAUGCUUCUGCAGCUUCCUAUCAGGGCCGGGCCUGAUUCUAUGUAAUAAUCUAUUAUACAAUCUAACUAGCUACUACAUAUGAGUUCAUGGGAAAUGGAACUUUUACUGUAAUAAAAAUUAUGCUUAACAGUUUUACAGUUUUACCUACACAUUAAAUCUAUUCAUCAUACACCAGAUCUGAUCAACACAUUAGUAACUCUAAUAAACUUUGUAUCUAUGUAGUAAACUAGGAGUUUUCCUGCGCCAUGCGCAGAUAUAAAAUAUUUAAAAAUGUUAUAUAUAAAUAAAAUUUUCUAUUUUUAUAUUUUAGUUUUAUUAGUUUAAAAAAUAAAACCAUAAUGUAAUUGUUUUUAGUUGGAUUUAUUCAAGUUUACUUUGACCUUUUAAUUUUACAUUAUUUAACUUUUGAUAAAA
Brassica napus (rape) is the source of this 4048-nucleotide messenger RNA. Its product is annotated as dof zinc finger protein DOF3.5-like. The record is from RefSeq and is a predicted model, not a curated record. Lineage: Eukaryota; Viridiplantae; Streptophyta; Magnoliopsida; Brassicales; Brassicaceae. Gene Ontology annotation, molecular function: DNA binding; DNA-binding transcription factor activity. Gene Ontology annotation, biological process: regulation of DNA-templated transcription. The coding region runs from base 1463 to 2194 and encodes 243 amino acids. The transcript has a single exon.